Molecule: messenger RNA, 558 nt
Organism: Closterium sp. NIES-65
Lineage: Eukaryota; Viridiplantae; Streptophyta; Zygnematophyceae; Desmidiales; Closteriaceae
Source: the annotation of a GenBank genome assembly
AUGCUGUAUGCGAGGUUUCCCGAAAUUCGGAACGACGAUCGCGACCACGCGCAUUACCUCGAUCCGCAGAACCGCGCGCGCGCGGAAGUCGGCUCCCCCGCGAUUGUGUGGGACGCGGAGCUGCAGGCGCAGGCGGAGCGACUGGCGGAGUACCUUGCGCAAAAGGAGGGAUGCGCGGUGCGGCGGAUGAAGGAAGUCAGCGGCGGGGUCAACUUGCGCUGGGCGGCGGAAAGCUGGGGGGUGCCCGCGGAAGCGGAAUCGGCGGUGGCGGAGUGGGUGCGCGAAAAGGCGCACUACCGCCUGGAAGCGUUCCCCGCGGGGUGCGCGGAGGGUAGGGAUUGCACGCACUACACGCAGGUGGUGUGGAAGAAGACGGAGCGCGUCGGGUGCGGAACGGCGAUGUGCAACGAAGGGGGAGCCGUUUGGGCGUGCCCUGGCACCACCUCAGCUGGGGCCACGUCACUUGCGCACGAGCAGUGGGCGCAUCAUGUCGUUGUCCUCGUGCUCGAGGAUGUGGCAGUGCCACACAUACCCCGGGCCCUGCGAUGGGUCGAAUGA